CGCCGCGCGCGCAGCCAUGCCGGACAGCUGGGACAAGGACGUGUACCCCGAGCCCCCGCGCCGCACGCCGGCGCCCUCGCCGCAGACCUCGCUGCCCAACCCCAUCACCUACCUGACCAAGGCCUUCGACCUCCUCGUGGACCGGCCCGUGACCCUUGUGAGAGAGUUCAUCGAGCAGCAGCAUGCCAAGAACAAGUACUACUACUACCACCGGCAGUUCCGCCGCGUGCCGGACAUCACGGAGUGUGAGGAGAGGGACAUCUUGUGCAUAUUCGAAGCCGAAAUGCAGUGGAGACGAGACUACAAAGUUGACCAAGAGAUCAUGAAUAUCAUUCAGGAAAGGAUGAAGGCCUGUCAGCAGAGGGAGGGUGAGAGCUACAGGCAGAACUGUGCCAAGGAGCUGGAGCAGUUCACCCAGGUGGCCAAAGCCUACCAGGACCGCUAUCACGACCUGGGCGCCCACUACUCUGCCAGGAAAUGCCUGGCGAAACAGAAGCAGAGGAUGCUGGCAGAGAGGAAAGCGGCCAAGGAGGCCGCCGCAGCCUGAGCCGCACCCGGGGCAGCUCAUGAAAUACAGAGCGCGUUGAAGCCGCUGUUCCUGGGGUUGCUGUCAGCCCCACCUGAACGAGUAAAAUAAACCAAGCAGCAACAUGCAUGGGCGUAAUUCACUUUAUUUCCU
Molecule: messenger RNA, 679 nt
Organism: Talpa occidentalis (Iberian mole)
Lineage: Eukaryota; Metazoa; Chordata; Mammalia; Eulipotyphla; Talpidae
Gene: NDUFB10
Product: NADH:ubiquinone oxidoreductase subunit B10
Exons: 4
Coding region: 17-547 (176 amino acids)
Source: RefSeq, a predicted model, not a curated record